GAGCCAGAGGUGGAAUGGAUGGGCUGGAAUCCAAUAGAAGGGGUGGAGGGAAAUUCUUCUGAAUUGCUUCUAGUGGAGAGCCACUGCUCUUAGUCUCUUAGGACAACCUCCAUCAUGCUUGUCUGCAUGCCUCCCUUUGAGGUCAGACAACUGAUACAGGAGGUAUGAAUGUGUAGAUGUCUCCUAGUAACUGCUCCAUCCCUGCCGCUUUAAUAUAAACUAGGUUCAAGACCCUGGCCCAGCCCUAAAAUUCAAUUUGUAUGAAUCUACAAACAGAAGGUUCUGGAAGCAGAGAUACUGCCUGCUUAUGACACGUUCCUCGGAGUGUUAGAAAUUGUAUGUGUAGAAGUGUAGGAAGGAAGAGAGAUUCUGUCCAUUUAUUAAACAAGUGUUGAAACCAGCGAGGGGACUAAGCACAGGAGUGAACAAAAAGUUCUCACUUUGAGCAAGCUUAUGUAAAAGACUGCAAAAUUCAGGGAUAACAACAGAUCAGGGCCUUAGAACUAGUUAAGGUACCAGCACAGGAAUCCUGCCGUACCUCGCCGUUCUUCCUCCACUCCGCUAGGUGGCAAUGCGGACGUCUACCGCUCUCCCGAUAGGCUCUGCGCGGGCGCGUAUCUUUAAGCCAGCGGAAGAGCCGGAGCGCAAGGGCAGGCCAGCAGGCGGAAGUAGCUCGCACGCCGGUAGCCGCCAUGCCGGGAGACCACCGCCGCAUCCGCGGGCCGGAGGAGUCCCAGCCGCCGCAGCUGUACGCGGUCGAAGAAGACGAGACGCCCGCUGCUCGCGACCCUACGCGGCUACGACCGGUGUACGCGCGCGCGGGGCUGCUGAGCCAGGCCAAGGGCUCCGCCUACCUGGAGGCGGGAGGUACCAAGGUGCUGUGCGCCGUGUCUGGUCCGCGGCAGGCUGAGGGCGGCGAGCGCGGCGGCGGUCCUGCGGGAGCGGGCGGUGAAGCCCCGGCUGCCCUCCGUGGUCGCCUGCUCUGCGAUUUCCGACGCGCGCCCUUCUCCGGUCGCCGGCGUCGCGCACCCCAGGGCAGCGGCGAGGAGCGCGAGCUGGGUCUGGCUCUGCAAGAGGCUCUGGAGCCCGCUGUGCGCCUGGGGCGCUACCCUCGUGCUCAACUCGAGGUGUCCGCGCUGCUGCUGGAGGACGGCGGCUCUGCGCUGGCUGCGGCGCUCACCGCUGCUGCGCUCGCCCUGGCCGACGCGGGAGUCGAGAUGUAUGAUCUAGUAGUGGGCUGCGGCCUGAGCCUCACACCGGGACCCUCCCCGACCUGGCUGCUGGACCCCACGCGGCUCGAGGAGGAGCAUUCUGCGGCCGGUCUCACGGUGGCUCUCAUGCCUGUGCUCAAUCAGGUGGCCGGGUUACUGGGCAGUGGGGAAGGCGGUCAGACUGAGAGUUGGACUGAUGCGGUGCGCCUGGGCCUGGAAGGCUGCCAGCGCCUCUACCCGGUGCUGCAGCAGUGCUUGGUGCGGGCCGCCCGCCGGAGGGGUGCCGCCGCCCCACCCUGAUUGGAAAACCUGAGCGACAGAGGACGCGGAGGACUGCAAUCGCCCUUCUCUCCCAAAAGGACCAGCGCUGUUGGUCGCCUGACUUCGCUGAGCUGAGAAACGAGAGUGGGGGAGAACCAAAGCACUGCACAGCUGUGUGGGAAAGGUUUAAAAGGCCUUUGAGAACACGAUCCAGUUGGAGAAAUUUGAAAGAAGCCAUACUCCUAAGUUGGAAAGGACUUGAACUGGAUUGACCUAGUAAAUGAGACCUGGGGCUAUGGUCUUGUAAGGGAUGGACCCUCUGCGGGCCAACCAUCAGCUCCAAUAUAUAAUAAACUGAUUCUUGUGAGAGGAUGGACAAGGGGGCUUUGCCUUCUCGGUACUCGGAGUAAAACAUAAAAACGUUUUUAUACCUGGAAA
Molecule: messenger RNA, 1910 nt
Organism: Apodemus sylvaticus (European woodmouse)
Lineage: Eukaryota; Metazoa; Chordata; Mammalia; Rodentia; Muridae
Gene: Exosc6
Product: exosome component 6
Exons: 1
Coding region: 693-1511 (272 amino acids)
Biological process (GO): rRNA catabolic process; nuclear mRNA surveillance; poly(A)-dependent snoRNA 3'-end processing
Cellular component (GO): cytoplasmic exosome (RNase complex); nuclear exosome (RNase complex); nucleolus
Source: RefSeq, a predicted model, not a curated record